This is a messenger RNA of Cicer arietinum (chickpea), 1398 nucleotides long. RefSeq lists its product as uncharacterized. NCBI's taxonomy places the organism in Eukaryota, Viridiplantae, Streptophyta, Magnoliopsida, Fabales, Fabaceae. The record is from RefSeq and is a predicted model, not a curated record.
GAUCACCGGAAUCAGAAUACACUCAUAAUAAAUCCAGCCACAUAAAACUCAACUCAUAUGAGCUGUCUCUGCAUACUUUUUUUCAUUGCCACCACCUUCACGAAAACCUAGCCACUCCUUCACUUCCUCUACCUGCUAUCUCUGCAUUCAAAACACACCCUAAUUAAAACCCUUUAUUCAUCAUUCAUUUUCACACUCCAACUGUUUAAUUUUUUUCUCUCCUCUAUAUAUAGUUCCUUGGUUCCUUCUUAACACCCAAAUUUCAAUUCCUUGAAGCUACAUUAUUCGCACCCCCGAAUAGUUAUUUUCACAUCCUAAUGUUAUAGUUCCUUAAUUCCAUCUCAACGUACUAACAAAUCCGAAUUUCAAUCCCUUGAAGCUACAUUAUCUUCAAACAAAUCAUGACCUUCAGGUCCAAAACAUACUCUUCAAACUACGACGACUACAUUGGCUACGAGAGUUGCAUCGAUCUUCAACCUGAAAACAACGUUGUUAACAUUGAUCACAAUGCUCCUUCCGUGGACAAGAAGAUUAAGAACAUUAGAAAUAAGGGAAAAAACAAGGUGUUCCCUCCUCCUUUACACUUCCUAGCUCAAACUCAAAACCUUGCUUCUCACAUGCCAUGGGUGUUGAAAAGAUACUAUACUAAUGAGGGAAGGUUAAUCAUCAAAGAAGAGAAAGUGAAGCAUCAUGAGUAUUUUCAUGCACAUAGAGAAAACGGUAGACUCACCUUGCAACUUGUCCCGCUAGAUCAUGACGAUUAUGAUUUCAUGAGGACAAGUGCGGUAGAAGAAGAACAAGAGGAAGAGCAAGAGCAAGAGAAAGAGCAAGAAGAAGGAGAAGAAGAAGAAGAAGAUUUGGCAUCACCACCACCAACAAGUCCACAUGAAGUGAUUAAUAAUGUUCCUAUUGAUAAAAUUGUUGUUAUUAAUAAUGAUGGUUUUGAAGCAGAAGAAAAUAAGGACAACAAUCGAAACAAUGUUGGUGGUGGUGAGCUUGAUGUGGAAAAUGAGAAUGAGAUAGUAGGGAGUGCAAAUAGCAGGGUAAAUUGUUUGAAUUGCAACAGUGUGAUAUCUGCUCCUUCCGGUAUUUUUGGGGUAAUGCCAUUGCAACCUAUCAGAAGAGUUCGUGGCUGAUUGAUUAGGGAAACCAAUCUGUUAUUUCUAGUUAGUAAGACAAAGCAAUUUUCUAAUUAAGUUUGUAGACACUUUAAUGGCUAAGGAUUAAUUAAUGUAGUUCUUGGUCAUGUAGUUGAGUUUCUUAUUUUGUUCCCAUUCGCUAGUUAUAAUCGAUUUUGAUGUUAUCUUCCCAAUGUUAGUUUUGAAAAUAUUUACCUUGAAGGAUGUUUAAACUUUAAACACGGUUGUUAUUUCUCAAUUAUUCACUAAGUGUUAAAUA